Molecule: messenger RNA, 2724 nt
Organism: Hemiscyllium ocellatum (epaulette shark)
Lineage: Eukaryota; Metazoa; Chordata; Chondrichthyes; Orectolobiformes; Hemiscylliidae
Gene: faslg
Product: Fas ligand (TNF superfamily, member 6)
Exons: 4
Coding region: 96-830 (244 amino acids)
Biological process (GO): extrinsic apoptotic signaling pathway via death domain receptors; apoptotic process; immune response
Cellular component (GO): membrane
Molecular function (GO): tumor necrosis factor receptor binding
Source: RefSeq, a predicted model, not a curated record
ACAGGUUAGCAGUUUUCUCACCAGCAGAGCAAGAGCCAGCGUCUAUAGCAAGCAGAACACCUUGUAUCUGCUGUCAAGAUCAUUUCCUUUAGAUUAUGGAGCGAAGGAACAUUUAUUCCAUGCAAAUAACUGAUAGAGAGAACCGUCCUCCAUGCCAGCCAUCAGCUGCAUGGCCUGCGACCCUUCCAGAAUACAGACUCGAUAAGAAACUGGGCUGGCUGAAAGUCUGCCACAUUGUGACUGUCAUCAUGUUUUUUCUCAUUCUGGCUGGCCUACUGUUUGGUAUAUGUUACUUACACCAACUUCAACAAGAGGUCGAGCAAGUGAAACAGAUGAUCGAUGUAAAUCCACAAACUACAGCUCAGAAGCAAAUUGGAGCUGAGAACAUGACCAAGCCAAAGCAAGGGGUUAAAAUGGCUGCUCACCUAACAGGAAAAGCAUCAUCUAAUCAUUCCAAAAGAUUGAUGUGGGAGUCGUCUCUGGGCCAUGCAUUCACAGAUGGGAUUCUAUACAAGGAUGGAGCGCUCAUCAUCAACGAAACUGGAAAAUACUUUAUUUACACAAAAAUCUAUUUCCGUGGAAUGCAAUGUGAGACCGCCACACUGACUCAAUCUGUAAUCCAGCGUAAUGUUAAUUAUCAGAAUGAUAUGAGCUUGAUGGAAAACACCAUGCUAAACUAUUGCAGUGGCACUGGACCGUGGGCGAAAAAUACCUUUCAGGCUGGAAUAUUUCAUCUGAGUCAAGGGGUACAGCUGUUUGUCAGUGUGUCCCAUCCAAGAAUGGUUAGUACUAAUGAGUUAAUGACUUUCUUUGGACUAUAUAAGCUUUAAGUCAUACUUGUAAUAUCCAAAUGACCUCUGAACACACCAACAACGUUUGAACUUCAAGUCAUCUGACACAGGGAAGUUAAACGUUUGAUGAAACUUUGACCAUUUGUUUUUCUUGCAUACCUUUGAGAAAUUUCUAAAACAGGAUAGUAUUUGAAAUUUAAGAAAUCUAUGUAUCAUUAAAAAAGUUACCUAGCAAUUAAAAUGUAUACUGCAUGCAAUUGUAAUGUUUAUUUCCAAUUUUCAUUCCUUCCAACUUAAGCUGAAGUACAGUUCAAUGAAUGUGAAUAGCCUUUGAGCGUCUUAUGUGUGAUUAUUUUUCAUGUGAGGCAAAUUGUAUGUACUAUCAAACUAUUUUGCUUCAGGGUUGGUGAGCACCAUUCUUUAGACCCUUCACCUGAUAUUCAUCUACGACCUCGACUCAUUAACCCUUAAAGCUUUCGCCCAACAAAAAUCUAUCAAUUGCAGUGUUAAAUUGUCAGUUUAUUGGGGGAGAGAUUACCUUUUGUAUUUUCUGAUUUCAUCCCUGAAUGACCAACUCUAAGGUUCUGGUCUGUCCUACCAGAGGGAACAGCUACUCUUGACCCUGUUGAACCAUCUAGCUUCCUUAAAAAUUACAGGUAAAUCACCACAUGCUCUAGCACUACACAGCUGCCCAUUUAAUUUAACUCCUUUACCUGAGUAUCACUUUGGAGAUUCUUCAGUACAUGCCAUCCAAUGCCAGUAUAUUCUUCCUGAGGUGUUGUGCCCAGAACUGAUGUGGCAUUUAAUCAGAACCUAAUCUAACUCACUUUAGAUCAUUCUGUAAUGAUUUAUAAUGACAUUUUGUAUUGGCCUGCCAGCUUUUGAUAUGUGGGCCCUUAAAUCUAUCAGUUCUUUCACAGUUCCCAACUUUUCACAAAGUGCUUCAUAAAAGAUUAAAUGGACUGGGUAAUGUAGAGAUGGGCGCUCAUUGUAUCAAGUGCAGAUGAAGAGUGCUGAACUCCUAUGACAUUUAAAAGGUUAGUCCAUGAUGGGAUUGCCUCAGAGUAGUGCUCCUGCCACAAAAUCAAUUGUGUUGUGGCGAGUGUAGUUUUCUGAUUUCUGUUCAAUUCUUUUAACAAUGCUGGGGAGCGAAGCCUAUACUGUUGACUUGGAGGGCCUUGAUUUAGUGCUGGGUCUAGGCAGGAUGGCCAGAGUAGACACAGUGGGCCAAAUGGCCUCCUUCUUUGCUGUAAAUAUUGAUGCCUUUCUGUGAUUUGAAUGUGGGAAAUGUCAGAGGUUCAAGAUCAGUUUUGAAUUUCUCACAAAGGCAGUUGAAGCUAGAAUACAUCACUUUAUAAUGUCCCACACCUUCUUCAAGAUUCAUUUUGAAAUAGGAUUAUGAAAUCCGACUGCCUUCGCCUUUUUUUCUUCAAUAAAGGGCUAUUUUUAAGCUGUUCCAGUUUUUCUACUCUGCAGAAAGAUGUGGGGCCAUGGCCACAGAGCUUUCUUCUCUAACCCUGCCCUCAGCAGUUGACAUUCACUCAGUCUCCCAUGUAUACUUCUCUCAUACAGUGGCAUUGCUCAAUGCAUCAGUACACUGCAGGGAGAAAGUGAGCACGGCAGAUACUGGAGAUCAGAGCUGAGAGUGUGGUGCUGGAAAUGGACAGCUGGUCAGGCAGCAUCUGAGGAUCAGGAGAGUCAACGCUUCAAGAAUAAACUCUUCAUCGGAAUGCUCAAAACAUCACUUUCCUGCUCCUCGGAUGCUGCCUGACUGGCUGUACUUAUCCAACACCACACUUUUCGAAUCAGUACACUGCACCAUUGCGUGUAUCACCAUUUAGGGUACCACAAGGUAUCACACAUCAGACCUGUCCUGUGUGAACCAAGUAAUGACAUCUUUCAACAUCAAUCGUCACUCCACACAAGUGAAUGU